Messenger RNA from Portunus trituberculatus (swimming crab), 2922 nucleotides. RefSeq names its product BTB/POZ domain-containing protein 6-like. The transcript has 7 exons. The record is from RefSeq and is a predicted model, not a curated record. Gene Ontology annotation, molecular function: protein binding. Bases 159 to 1553 code for a protein of 464 amino acids. NCBI's taxonomy places the organism in Eukaryota, Metazoa, Arthropoda, Malacostraca, Decapoda, Portunidae. Gene Ontology annotation, biological process: neurogenesis. Gene Ontology annotation, cellular component: cytosol; P-body.
GUUUUCAUGAAAUUAUAUAAAUGGAUAAGAACGUUCUACCAAAGUGAAUAUCGAGGAAAUUAUAGCGGGCCAUCAUUCCUCGGACAAGCAGCGUGAGGAAGGGAAGGAUCCCAAGCAUAGUAAUGUAAACAGUGAGCAGCGCGGUGCUAGCCACAGGAAUGGCUGAAGCAGGGACAAGCUCCUCAGACUGGCAGACAGGACUGAAUUGCCUAAGUCACAGAGCAAAUCAUAUCCUAAAUUCUAGCCAGUGGUCUGAUUGCAGUUUCCUUGUUGGCAAUGAAAAUAAUCAGAAGACUAUUCACGGGCAUCGCCUGAUUCUAGCCAUGUCAUCACCAGUGUUUGAAACAAUGUUUUUUGGAGGACUUCCAGAAAAAAGUGAAAAGCCGAUAGAAAUUCUGGAUGUGCAGCCUGAAGCUUUUAGAGCAUUACUUCAAUACAUCUAUACAGAUGAAAUCAACCUGAAAUCUUUUGAUCAAGUGUGUGAGAUAUGCUAUGCUGCGAAGAAGUACAUGAUUCCGGCCUUGGUAAAACAGUGCACCGAGUUUAUAUGGGGAGAUCUUUACCCUGGAAAUGUAUGUCGGGCUUAUGAAUUUGCUCUGUUGUUUGAAGAACCAAGAUUAAUAGGGAAAUGUUUGCAGAUUAUUGAGAAGAGAACAGAUGAAGUGUUAAAGGAUCCAUCUUUUGAGGAAAUGGGUCUCUCUACUCUGAGAACAAUUCUUAAGCAAGAGAAUCUUAAUGUAUCAGAGUUGGUGCUUUGGGAUGCCUUGCUAAACUGGGCUGUUCAAGAAUGUGGGCGGCAAUCUCUUGAGGUGAAUGCUGAGAAUCAGCGGAAGGUGCUUGGUGAAUGCUUUGGUAUGGUGAGGUUUUUGACUCUCAAGCCAUCUGAAUUUGCCAAUGGACCAGCUAUGUCUGGACUUCUUACGAAAGAGGAGAGCUAUUCUUUACUGAUGAACAUUUCUUCCCCUGGAGUAGCACCUCUUCCGUCAACUAUUUGUAAAACGUGCAAAAGUCGACAAAAGCUUCUCACACCUCCUCGAAACGUGGAAUCAAAUUAUAUGGAAAGACCAAAAGUCCGUCAGUGGUGCGAGUGUGCUGGAGAAAUGGCAGAUGUCUUGCUGAAUGAACAGUUAGUGGAUUGUUCUUUAUCAUUUUCUGUGAGCAGUAACAUUUACAUCCAUGGUAUGCAUGUGCCAACUCAAAUUCUUUCUGAAAAUGUACCAGAGCAUUUGACAUUUCCUAUGAGUUAUUCAGAAUAUUCAGAAUUAAUAUACGCCUUUCUUCAAGACUCCGAUGGCUGCAGACUCACUUACACACACUUCACUGCACGUGUGCCUUGGAAUAGCUCUGUUGAAGUCAUAUUUAAUAGGCCAAUUAUGAUUACACCUAAUAAAACAUAUAAAAUCGUAGUGGUGCUAAACAAAGUAGGAAGAUAUCCUCUCUUUCACAUCUCACCUCAACUUCAUCUGGACUCUGUAACAUUUAGUUUCGGCAGAGAGAGAACGCGUGAUGGUCUAGGACUUAUAAGAGCUAUAAUAUUUGGUUAUCCUUCUUAGAUUACACUGCUUAUUUUAGAACAUACAGUAUCUGGUUCUUAAGUUGUGUGUUCCUUUUAGUUGAAAUGCAGAGUGAAAUAAAUACACAAUAAUUUUGUUAGUGGUGUGUAGUUAUGAGAGAGAGAGAGAGAGAGAGAGAGAGAGAGAGAGAGAGAGAGAGAGAGAGAGAGAGAGAGAGAGAGAGAGAGAGAGAGAGAGAAUUUACUUAUAAUUAAUAUCCAUGCAUUCAUUUUGUCAACAUUAUAUGAUCACUAAAAAUGCAGAAUUACUUGGCAUUGAAAAAUCAAUCAUAAUCCUGUUAAUCUAUAUGUAGUUUGUGUAAAGAGACAUUGGAAGUAUUGGAUUAUUGGCAGAUUUAUAAGUAAAGCAGUACAUUAUUAUUUGUACAUAAAAAUAUACUAUCAUUAAAAAAGCAAUUCACAACUUAGAUGUGACAAUGCAAUUUCUGAUAAUCAUCAUGUAAAGGUAGGUUGACUUAUGCCAUUUUGUGACUGAAAUUUUACGUAGGUAGAGUUUCCAACUCAAAAUCAGUGGCUAUUGACUGGAGAAAGCAGUCGCAAAACAAGACCAACAAGUUGCUCUUGUUAGCCGAUUUGUGACGUCACAGAUUAAGCUUUGAAAAUAAUUACAGUAAAAAAGAUUGCACAAAUAAUCGUUUGACGAAAUAGCGGUCACUCUACAAAAACUGUUUCCUUCAAUGCGGAGUGUUGUUGGAGGUGAGGAUGGAAGACUUAUCAGGAUUUAAUUUGAUCACAAUUGUGCAAAAUCUUCUAAGAUUAGUGUGUGAUAGACACUUCUUUCUUUCCUUCUACUUAGCCAGGGACACAUCCACAAGCAUUUUCUUUUCUGUUGACUCUCCCGGUAUGCCAAAAGAAGGGCAACCACAGCUUCAGCAUCAUCACUGGAGGAAGACAUCUUGGCAGAUAGCGGAUUGUUUACAUUCACCUCCCGCCAAGGCGCCAACUAGUCGAUACUUUCCAGUGUGACACUCCAACUAGAAGGGAUGAGUCGGAAACUCUACCUACAUAAGAUUUCAGUCACAAAUUGGCAAGUGUAAAGCUGCCUUAAUUGUGAGAAAGAGAGGGAUGGAGGGGGAGGGAAAGAGGGUGGGUGGGAGGGAAGGAGAGGUGGGGAUAGGGGAGUGGGGAAAUGGGAGAGGAGAGAGAGAGAGAGAGAGAGAGAGAGAGAGAGAGAGAGAGAGAGAGAGAGAGAGAGAGAGAGAGAGAGAGAGAUUUAAAGUGAUGGUAAAGAAGCUGUACAUGCUGCUGUAAAAGUUCUAUAAAAAUAUAUUCUUGAAGCAAGAAUCUCAGAUUGAUGUAAUUGUUUGAUGUAUUACUUGAAGACUAAUAAAAUACAUUUUUCUAUGUUA